AAAUACAUAUGUAAGACAAAAUUUGUUAAGAAAUAUCAGAAAUUUUAGUCUUCUUUUUUCAAUUGAAGUAAUUAUACUGACAAUUUUUUUUGCAAAAACUGCAAGUGAAUAAUGCGACACAACAUUUGCAUAAUUUUAAUUACAAUAAGUCCAUGAUUUGUUAAGCGCCAUUCAUAAUUCAAUUCGUUUCAAUAAUUUUGCACCACCAAACUUUCACCGUCACAAUAUGUAAAUACUGAAUUGAUACGCUUUUUAGAAGACAAGGUUAUCAUGACCUUAACACAAAUAAUAAGCCAUAUGGUCCAUUUUUAAUGCAUUAUUUAAUAGUCCUGCGACAGACGCACAAAAACAUGUCCAUUCUCAGCUAUUUAUCUUGUAACCAAAUACAUGAAAAUCUUGCUAAUGCAUCCCUUAUCAGAACUACAUGGAAGAUGAUAACUCUAAAAACGACUUUCCCUCAUGAGCAACGUAAUAAUUAUGACGAACGACUGGAAAAUUUCGACCAAAAGUUAGUCGUAGUUUGCUAAUUGAUAGAAAUUCUACGCUUUUAAUAACACCAAUCCAUCCUUCGAUCGCUUUCGAUCGCCAUGCUGGUUAAUUUCUUAACCUAAUCAUCCACCACUAAUCGGCAUGACCUACUGUAAUAGUUGCAAGGAAACGGAAGAUGGGAGUGGUGGUGGUGGGUGUGGAGAGGAAAAUUGUUGUUGGGCGAGAGGACGUGCAGUCAAAAAGUUCAAGAGGCGUGUGCUGACUAAAUACAUUUUUGAGGUCAUUUUCGACGUCGUCGUCAGUGUGCUGUCCGUCGUGACGGAUAUUAUCUCGAUCGGAUUGUCCAUCCAGAAGGGACGUUGGACGAUCGCCGUCGUGACCGCGAUUCCCGUCCUCCUCCCAACAAUCAUCUUCACGAACGUGUACCUCCAAGAUGAAACACAAGGGUACUGCAAACUCCCGAAACCGCAUCACCGGAAACCAGCAGCGGAACGGGUGAGUGAAUGUGACGACAAGGAGAGCACCUUGGCCACGUCGACGACCGCGACGACGGCGCAAACGUCCAGCAGGGAGACGACGAUGGAACAGUUUCAUUCCAAGUUGGACUUCCAUUGCGGCACGUGCCACAUGCUUUGCGUGUCUUGUUCUGGAUGUUGGGGGGGCAUGUUGAGAUCCGUCUGCUACAAGGAUCAAGCGAGUCGAGAUAACGAGUCAAGAACGGUGAAAAGGUCAAUAAAACGCCUCUUGAAGUAUAUAUUUGGCACAUUUGUCCUCCGCUAUAUUUCUCUGGCCUGGUACGCGAAAGCCUUCAUUUUUGGCGUGAGAGCCUACCGACAGCCCAAAAAGUAUAUGAAGAUGGCUUUACCCAAUACGCACUGGGGUUACGAUCUCCUCGUGAAGUUGGACUUUCUCCAAGCUGCGCUGGAAAAUGCUCCUCAGUGCAUCGUCCAACUCUACGUUCUGCUCGUGUACUCGGAUGAAAACCAAAUAUUGGGAAUUAUAACGCUGCUCUUUUCGUUUGUGGACUUUGUCCGAGUUUCUGUCAGUGUGCAGUGGGACAUUCGGAAAGGCCCUGUAAUUGCACCGAGUGGAUGUUACAAAACCAUUUGGUGGAAAUUGAUGAAUAUGUCGUCGUGGGUAUUUUUAUACAUCGGUCGCAGUGCUGCGCUGGCGUUGGUCAUCGCCACCGCGAAAAGCUGGUCCAUAGCGAUUCCUGUCAUUUUCAUGAUCUUCCACUCUAUCCUGUUCACCAAACUGUUUUCGAAGGAACGUUACGGUCUCGCUGCCCAGAAAAUAUUCGUCUCUGUUUUUAUCUCCAUCUUUUUCCUGCCCGAAUUCGACACGCUGGAACUUCCCGUUCUCACCCAGCUCUACUAUGCUGUGAUACAUAUCGAAAACCUGUUUUUCAUCGUGCCCUGGAACGGCAUGAAUUAUGAGUAUUGCUUAGGAAAUUUUAAUCUGGGCUCCGGUUUUCGUCCUGGUUUUGGUUCGAGACCAAAAAAUGAUUUAAAUUCGACCCUGGAAAUUGAGAAUUCUACAUCAGCGAAAGAUAUUGAGACGCACGCUACAGAUGUCUCUGAUCAUUGCUUUAUUGACCCCACAAUAAUUGUGAUCGCCGUCCCCGUCUUGACAAUGAUCGGGAUCGUCACGAGACUUGCUGCCUCCAGGAAAAUGUCCGAAUUUAAAAAGACGAUUCCUCCACGCGACGACAAAAUGCAGAUGGAGGAGAGAAUUGCAAAUCUUUACAGCAAAAAGUGGAGCACCAUGACUUUCAACGUUUUAUUGAAAUCCUUUCUGAAAAUGCUGCGAAACGAAGUGAUCCAACCUGAUGAGACGCCGACGACGCCGUGUGACGACAAUAAUGCCACCACGGAAAAACCAGUCUUCAUCAUUUCGCCAUCUUUCAAUGAGCAGUUUACAGCUUCGCACUCCUUCCUGAGAGCAAUGUCGUUUUUACCCGGGUUGUCGAAAGAGGGAGGCCCUCCCCCGCCGGAGGGGAGUGUGAAGACAAAGAGAAGCAUGAGCGUGGACGCUUGUGGGAUUUCUCAAAAUCAUGGCAGGACGAAUUUGUACACGGAAAAUUGGGUGGAUCUUGGCAGAAAUUAUGCUCUUCCUGGUGGUGGUGGUGACCACUUGCUGGGAGUGAAUCAUGGCGACAUUCGGAAAAGGUCAAAGUCACAGGAUGACAUUAAUUUGGACAAAAAUUUAAAUCAUCCUGAUGGACGAUUUACUAACAACGAUUCGUCAGAUAUGACUUGGAUGUAAAAAUUUAAAAUUAUUAAAAUUCAUGCAUAAAUAUUUAUCG
Messenger RNA from Folsomia candida, 2794 nucleotides. RefSeq lists its product as uncharacterized. The coding region runs from base 631 to 2754 and encodes 707 amino acids. Gene Ontology annotation, cellular component: membrane. NCBI's taxonomy places the organism in Eukaryota, Metazoa, Arthropoda, Collembola, Entomobryomorpha, Isotomidae. The record is from RefSeq and is a predicted model, not a curated record. The transcript is spliced from 11 exons.